AUGUCUCCUUUAACUCCCACUUCUGCAGAGAUCCUCGACGAUCAUCUCUCCUACCCAACACUACAGCUCGCUUCAUCCACACUUGAAGUGAAGCAAGUGCCGCCCCAGCCUCGACAAAUUCUGCAAGAUCGGUUGUACAUUGGGAAUUUGCAUCCUUCAGUCGACGAAUAUUCACUUCUCCAAGUCUUCUCAAAGUUCGGUAAAGUCACCAAGAUGGACUUCCUCUUCCACAAGACCGGCGCACUCAAAGGCAAACCGAGGGGCUACGCUUUCGUCGAGUAUGCCGAUAAAUCUGAGGCUCUGAAAGCCCAGCGGAUGGCACACGAUAAGCUCCUACGCGGUCGAAAACUUGUCGUAACAUUCGCUCAGCAAGCGCCCCUUGAUCAAGCAGGACAGCCCUAUGCGUCUGGGAGUCAUUCAAGGAGAGGCAUGUCGGAUGUCGGCAAGCCCACUACCCUCAGCUUGAUAAAAACUGGCGGUGGAUCGCGGAAUGCAGGAACCGAGGGCAAGAUAGCCAUGAUGGAAGCCAAACUUCGGGAAAUGGAGGCCGCUAAAGCCGUGCCUAGCGCUUCCUCGCUGCCUUCUCAUCCGUCUCUCCCUGCGAAGCCAGUGGCAGCGAUGGCCUCGUUAUCAUCCCGCCCUACAGAUAACUCCAACACAAAUUAUAAGUCCAAGCCACAGCGACCGAAGACAGUGUUACCAUCACUGCCGAUGGCGCCGCCUCGUCUCUCGCCGACUUCUUUAUCCUCCCAACCAACUGCUUCGACUUUAGUCACAAAUACUACUCCACGCACGCACGAUAAGAAGCCGACGGCUGGAUUCCUUGGUGUAAAGAUUGUCAAGAGAACAAAAUAG
Pleurotus ostreatus (oyster mushroom) is the source of this 855-nucleotide messenger RNA. RefSeq lists its product as uncharacterized. The transcript is spliced from 4 exons. Gene Ontology annotation, molecular function: RNA binding. The record is from RefSeq and is a predicted model, not a curated record. Bases 1 to 855 code for a protein of 284 amino acids. NCBI's taxonomy places the organism in Eukaryota, Fungi, Basidiomycota, Agaricomycetes, Agaricales, Pleurotaceae.